Molecule: messenger RNA, 3841 nt
Organism: Ixodes scapularis (black-legged tick)
Lineage: Eukaryota; Metazoa; Arthropoda; Arachnida; Ixodida; Ixodidae
Gene: muskelin
Product: muskelin
Exons: 21
Coding region: 19-2208 (729 amino acids)
Cellular component (GO): cytoplasm
Molecular function (GO): protein binding
Source: RefSeq, a predicted model, not a curated record
UUGUUGUCAACUCCAAAAAUGGCGACCGAGGGCUGCAAAAAGCUGAAGUACACCAUUCAUAAGUGCUCAAGUUACACAGGCUCGUACUUGCCCGAGAAUAUUUUGGUAGACAAACCGGCGGAUCAGUACUCAAGAUGGUCCUCGGACUCCAACUAUCCUCCCCAGUUCCUAAUCCUCAAAUUAGAGCGGCCGGCGAUUGUGCAGUCCAUAACGUUUGGAAAGUACGAAAAGACUCACGUCUGCAACAUGAAGAAGUUCAAAAUAUAUGGCGGCCUUACGGACGAACACAUGCUGGAAAUCUUGGACAGUGGUUUGAAGAACGACCACCUCACCGAAACGUUUAUGCUCAAACACACGAUUAACGGCAACCGAUUUCCCUCGCGCUAUAUCAAGAUUGUGCCGAUCCAGUCGUGGGGACCGAGCUUUAACUUCAGCAUCUGGCAUGUCGAGCUUCAGGGAAACGAGGAACGAGACCUUGUCAAGUCGUCGGUGAGAUGGUUCAGCGCGUUCCGGGAAAAAGAAGCCAUCCGCCUGUGUCUGAAGCACUUCCGACAGCACAACUACUCCGAAGCGUUCGAGUCGUUACAAAAAAGAACCAAAGUCCAACUUGAAGAUGCUCUCCUCACGAGGCUUCAUGACCUCAUGGUGCAGGAAGGCGAUUUCUCGGCUUGCGAACAGCUCCUUGAAACGGCAGCUAGCGAAGGUGUCUUCAACGAGUAUCUCAAGAACGAGGAGUACAAGCCCAAGUGGACGCCAAUCCUGUCUUCCGACAAACCGGAAGGCAAGAACCGCCCCGGAAUGCGUGGUGGCCACCAGAUGUGCAUUGACGUUCAGACAGAAACCCUGUACCUGUUUGGUGGUUGGGAUGGCAUGCAGGAUCUUGCCGACCUCUGGUCCUACCAGACUUCGACGGGCUUGUGGACGUGUCUGUCUAGGGACACCGAGGCAGAGGGUGGCCCCAGCGCACGUUCGUGCCACAAGAUGUGCCUGGACCCAGAGCGCAAGAAGGUGUUCACCCUGGGACGAUACCUGGACUCUUCCGCACGCACCACAGAGUGCCUCAAGAGUGACUUCUACGUCUACGACAUCGAGACGGGCAAGUGGACCCUCAUCACUGACGACACGGCUGCCAUGGGGGGUCCCAAGCUCAUCUUCGACCACCAGAUGUGCAUGGACGUCGAGAAGAACACCAUCUACGUCUUCGGCGGAAAGAUACUCACGAGCUCCCUGGCGGUUGAAGACAGGGCGCUAGAGACGGCCUUCAGCGGACUCUUCACAUACCACGUGCCCACCAACACCUGGCACAAGUUGAGAGAUGACUCAACGGGCAGUGGACCGCAGGAGGUGAAGGCCCGCAUCGGUCACUCCAUGCUCUUUCACGAGAAGUCGCGGCUGUUGUACAUCUUUGCGGGGCAGCGUUCCAAGGAGUAUCUGACCGACUUCUUCACAUACAAUGUGGAUACGGAUCAGAUGAACAUCCUCUGCGACGGACAGAAGGUGGAAGUGCCAGCGGCCGGGUUCACGCAAAGGGCAACGAUCGACCCCGAACUGAACGAGAUCCACGUCCUCUCUGGCUCAAACAAGGACAAGGAAAAGCGAGAAGACAACGUAAAGAACUCUUUCUGGAUUUAUGACAUCAACCAGAACAAGUGGUCUUGCAUCUACCACAGCGACUACGGACAGCAGGCGACGUCAAAGCAAACCGUCCAAGAGCCCUGCCCGAGGUUUGCGCACCAACUAGUUUACGAUCACGUCAAAAAGGUACACUACUUGUUUGGGGGAAAUCCCGGACGCCCAAACUCUCCCAAAGUCAGACUAGAUGACUUCUGGUCUCUCCAGUUGUGUCGACCGUCCAAAGAGCAGCUUCUGAGGCGGUGCAAGCACCUGGUCCGACAACACUGCUUCCGGGAGAUCACCUUCAAGGAUCCGCUUUCGGCACUGCGCUACCUCCAGACCGAGCUUUCGGAGACAGUCGAUCACUCGAACCCCGAGGAAGAGAGAGAGUUUCAGCUUCAGGCAUCCAGUCUCUUCAAGCUUCCAGAUGCAGACCGUGAUGAAGUGAUGGCUACAACAACUCCACUUGGAGACUCCGGAGAUGCGGACUACAGGUUCCAGCUGCGCACGAAUCUGUUUGACACGAUAGUGGAGUUCUUUCCUGAAUCCAUGACCCAGCCAAAAGGAAACCUGGUGGACCUGGUUCUGCUAUGAAAGCAGGGCCAAGCUGCAGGAACGGUGGUGCAAGGUUCGCAAAGGCUGCCGGAAUCCUGCUCCAGCGUUUUCCCCACCGCCCUCGUCGGAAAGACGUCAAUCAUGAACACUAGUCCCUCUUGCUGUUACAUUUCGGGCCAUUUUUGGAGCUGACCCUUCCGUUUUAAAAGAGAGAUCUCUUCUUUCUCUUUCUUUCCCCUAGUGUAAUAUAGUAGACAUUAUUUUCUUCUUCCCUAUCAGGUUUUAUGAAAUCUAGACUUUCUAAGGCAUAGGAGUCGCUUAGAGAAAGCCAAUGGAUUCUUUGUGCUUCAACGGAAACCUCUUGGAAGUAGCUAGAGCUGUACUGAAAGUCUUCUUCGUUUUUUGCUACAGUCUUUUCCUCGGAAUGUGCCUCGUGUCGAAGGAAUCGGAAGGCUUCGAGAGUGUAAAUACAAUAUAUUUUGUACAUAUAAAAUGGAAUGGAGGUACUGCUUCUUUGUGGUGCGUCGCGUGCUCCAAGCUUGGAUGGCUUGUGAUCUCUUGCUGGGUUCCUGGUUGGAUUGUCUGCUCUUAUUUAUUGCACCUUUUAACGGCAAGGCGACUGAAGAAAACUAAGUUAUGUGUGCUUGCAAGGUUUGAGUUGUUCUCAGAGCUCGGCACUCUUUUUAAUGUUUCUUCUCUCUUAUUGUUUUGUUUUUAGUAGAGAUGUUUUUUUUUCUUCUGUGUUGUAUGGUGUCUAUCUGAUGUUUCAGCUAAGACUAAAAUAUUUCUAUCUAUAGGAUAGUUGAGAUAAAAAGAAACAUGUUUGAGAAAAACUGCCACCCACGGCAUACAUCAGGGAUUGCAGAAAGCGAACUAAUUAGAUAAAAAAUCAUGUGAAAUUUACUGAUUAACUUUUUAAUUAGUGAGAGUGAACAUAUGGUUUCAAUUCGAAACUUCCCGAGCGUCAUCGAAACCCCCUAGAUAAGUCAGUUUUUGGAAGACUUAAAGCAUGUGUGAAGUGCACGAGCAUGCUAAAUUUGCUGCUCUUACAACUUGCAGAAGGCUGGCAAUAUGAAUAUGUGGAUGAUAAGAAUAUGCGCGUUUUUGCAUCACCAGAAUUCUGCAUAGGUGGAGACUUUAGCACACCCCCACGCUUCACACAGUAUUUGCCUUCCUAAAAUUGACUGAUUUAGGGGUCUUUGAUGACAGUCAGCAAAUUUUUUUUUGCAAACAUGUUUAUUUUCACUAAUUAAAAAGUUAAUUUGUACAUUUUUGCUUAUUAUUUAUUUAGGUAGUAUGUUUUUUUGUUUUGUUUUUUUACAAUCCCUGACGUCCACCAUGACUAACAGUUUGUUCCCAAAUUUUUUUUUUUUUUUCAACCAUUUUUUUUGGUAGGAAGUUUUUAAAGUCUGUGCUGAAACACCGGUUAUUUAGGUAGAUUUCAAAAGCAGUCGGUUUCUGACAAUCGUGCAGAGCAAGCUUGUUUAAGUUGGAUGUGUAGUGUACUUUUUAAUUGCAACUUAAUUGUUUAUAGCAAGAAACCAAAAUGCCCAACUUUUUGCACUUUCUUCUGUUCCUUCUUUUUUUUUCUUUUUUUUUUUUUUAGUGGGUUUUAUCUUUGAGCUUUUUGUCGCUUGGUCAGAAAAAGUCUCAAUAAAUAAUUUUUCAUUUA